Nycticebus coucang (slow loris) is the source of this 1474-nucleotide messenger RNA. RefSeq names its product lipocalin 1 (gene LCN1). Lineage: Eukaryota; Metazoa; Chordata; Mammalia; Primates; Lorisidae. The coding region runs from base 229 to 777 and encodes 182 amino acids. The transcript has 7 exons. Gene Ontology annotation, molecular function: small molecule binding. The record is from RefSeq and is a predicted model, not a curated record.
ACGGCUGGAGGGCGUCUGCUGCCACCACACGCUUUCCCCUCAGCAUCCCCACACAUAGGAGAGCUGGCCAUGGUUUAUGUCCAGGAAGGGAUUGGUCAGUCCUCUGAGCCAAGUUCCCUGGUGGACCAUGAGCCUAGCGGUAUAAAGGGCAGCCAUGCAAGAAGCCGGCACAGCCUCUCCGAGCUCCAGCAAGUGGCCGGUCAGUGGCUGUGAGCACAGACCCCAGAGAUGAAGACCCUGUUCCUGGCCGUCAGCCUCAGCCUCAUCGCUGCCCUGCAGGCCCAGGAUGCCCUAGCCUCAGACGAGGAGACCCCAAUGCAGGAGAACCUUCUCCAGGUGUCAGGAAAGUGGUAUCUGAAGGCCAUGACAGCAGACAAGGAGAUUUCUGGGAAGAAGCUAGAGUCUGUGACUCCCUUGACCCUCAUGGUCCUGGAGGGAGGCAACCUGGAAGCCUCCAUCACCAUGCUGAUAAAUGGCCAGUGCCAGGAGAUAAAAGCUGUGCUGGAGAAAACUGAUGAGCCGGGCAUAUACAUGGCCAACGGGGGCAAGCAUGUGGUGUACCUCAUCAGGUCAUCCGUAAAGGACCACUACAUUCUUUACUGUGAGAGUGAGCUGCGUGGGACGAAGAUCAAGAUGGCAAAGCUCAUGGGCAGAGACGCUGAGAAUAACCCAGAAGCCCUGGAGGAUUUUAAGAAGUUCAUGGGAGCCAGAGGCCUCAGUCCGGAGCACUUCCUCAUCCCCAAGCAGAGUGAAACUUGCUCUCCAGGGAGCGAUUAGGGUAAGUGAAUGAGUUAGAGGACCCUGAGAGAAUACAAGACUUGGGUUCAGUGGCCCUGGAGGAGUCCAGGUGCCUCUUUUCCCACCUGGGCCAGGCAGGUGCGGGCUCUGGCCCCAGCCAGGCUACACGCAGGAGUGGCCUGGGAUGCGGCUCCUGGGCAGUGGGAAAGCCCCUCAUGGUGUCUUCCCCUGUGGCUGGGCUGCUGGUGGGGGACUUUCCAUCCUCCCAGAUCCCCUGAGGUGCCUGUAGCAGGUGUGAGACCCAGAUCCCUCCUCAGCACCUCUCGGGCCCACAAUAGUCACUGUCACCCCGUUUGCCUGAUGGGGUGCUUAAAAGACGCCAGGGUGUGGCAGGUGCUAAUCUAACGUGGGCUUCCUGGGUCCCUCACUGGCUGCACGUCACUGGGGAAUGGAGGUUCAAGGCUUGUCCUAGUCACCUGCCCAGCUGUGGGCAGAGCCAGAAUCCAGAACUGCAUUACAGUCUUUCCUCAACCUCCUGUUGGCCCGAAGGCCUCCCGUCACCUCUUCACACACGGAGCCUGUGGACAGCCUGCCAGAAGGAUCCUGUUCUGUCCACUCUGAGAUGGUGGCUAGAGCCCCUCAGAGCCCAGUCUGUGUCCCCAUCCCACAUAUAUCCCCACUCCCAUGUGCUCCCCCUAUUGCCCCCAGCCCCCAGGUGCUCCACCCUGCAGCUCCC